Messenger RNA from Lottia gigantea (owl limpet), 738 nucleotides. RefSeq lists its product as hypothetical. The record is from RefSeq and is a predicted model, not a curated record. The transcript has a single exon. The coding region runs from base 1 to 738 and encodes 245 amino acids. NCBI's taxonomy places the organism in Eukaryota, Metazoa, Mollusca, Gastropoda, Lottiidae.
AUGAUCAUUACAUUAUCAUCGUCAUCUCUCUCAGCAUCAUUAUCAUCGUCAUUAUCAUCAUCACCACUGCCUUCAUCAGCAACACCAUUAUCAUCUCUCAGCAACACCAUUAUCAUCUCUCAGCAACAUCAUUCUCAUCUCUCAGCAACAUCAUUAUCAUCUCUCAGCAACAUCAUUCUCAUCUCUCAGCAACACCAUUAUCAUCUCUCAGCAACACCAUUAUCAUCUCUCAGCAACACCAUUAUCAUCUCUCAGCAACAUCAUUCUCAUCUCUCAGCAACAUCAUUCUCAUCUCUCAGCAACACCAUUAUCAUCUCUCAGCAACAUCAUUCUCAUCUCUCAGCAACACCAUUAUCAUCAUUAUCAUCUCUCAGCAACAUCAUUCUCAUCUCUCAGCAACAUCAUUAUCAUCAUUAUCAUCUCUCAGUAACAUCAUUCUCAUCUCUCAGCAACGUCAUUCUCAUCAUUAUCAUCUCUCAGCAACAUCAUUCUCAUCUCUCAGCAACGUCAUUCUCAUCAUUAUCAUCUCUCAGCAACAUCAUUCUCAUCUCUCAGCAACAUCAUUAUCAUCUCUCAGCAACAUCAUUAUCAUCAUUAUCAUCUCUCAGCAACAUCAUUCUCAUCUCUCAGCAACGUCAUUCUCAUCAUUAUCAUCUCGCAGCAACAUCAUUCUCAUCUCUCAGCAACAUCAUUCUCAUCUCUCAGCAACAACAUCCAUCAUCUGUGUAUUGUGACUAA